Gryllus bimaculatus (two-spotted cricket) is the source of this 1799-nucleotide messenger RNA. The record is from the annotation of a GenBank genome assembly. Lineage: Eukaryota; Metazoa; Arthropoda; Insecta; Orthoptera; Gryllidae.
GCUGUAGACCUUCGCUCUUUUCCUGAACUACCUGAAACACCACUGUGCCGCUGCUGUUGCAUUUUAAUGUUUUCCUUUGUCGAUUGAGCCGGUGCCGGAGAAGAUUAAAUCUAUUUGUUUUCAAAGCAAAUAAGCUUUUAAUAAACAGCUGACAGUAUUCCAUUUAUGGAUUUUAGUAAAGAAGAGCCAAAUCUACUAUCUGAUUCAGAUGACAGCGAUGAGGAUUAUGUCCCGCCAGGUGCUGAGGGUAAUUUGCCAUCUGAAGUAGAGUCUGAAGGUGAUGAUGAGGACCCUUCAGAAAGUGAUGAAGAGGAUCCAAACUCAAAAAAAAGAAAGAAAGGUCAGAAAGCAUCAAAAAAGAAGGCCAGGAAGAAAGGCAGGAAAUCUACUCAGAAAGAAGAUGUGAAUACUGAAGAAAAGGAUGAUGAUACUGACAACAAUGAAAGCAAUGACAAAAAAGUCCUGUCCGAAGAAGAAGAAAAGAAGCGUGCAGAUUCCCUUUGGGCAGAUUUUAUGAGCGAUACCAAAUCUUCCAAGCCCCAGCCGAAGAAGAUUACUUCUGUUAAUAGUAAGCAUGAAGAAACAGAAGACAAAAAAGGAAAAGAACCAAAGAAGGAAGAAAAAGAAAACAAAGUGAUUAUUACAGAAGUGUUUGAAUUUGCUGGAGAGGAAGUCAAAGUUACUAAAGAGGUUGACGUUGCCUCUAAAGAAGCACGGAUUGUUCAAGCUGCACCAAAGACUGUUGGAUCAAGCUCAUCUGGAUCUCCUGCUGGUCGUGGGAGAGGUCGUGGUGCUGGAGGAUUGACUUCCAUAUUAGGACAGAUAGGUAAAAAAGCUAAAAUAGGAACACUAGAAAAAUCGAAGUUGGAUUGGGAUCGUUUCAAAAGAACAGAAGGAAUUGAAGAUGAACUUCGAACAUUUAAUCGUGGGAAAGAUGGAUACUUAGAGAAGCAAGAUUUCCUUCAGAGAGCAGAUUUACGUCAGUUUGAAAUUGAGAAAAGUUUACGAGCAACAAGGAGGAGCAAUAGAUGAAUUUCAACCAUUGGGGGUCAUCAGUCACUGUCAUGUUUGGCUUUAUAGGAAGAGGUGUAGCUGAUGUGUUCAACUUAAGUUCACCAAAUGCUGACUGUCCUCUUUGAGCAUAUUACUAUCUGUGUUACUCUUAUGUCACAAUUUUCCUCUCGCCUCUAAUAUUAAUUAGAGUUGAGAGUAGUAUUAAUGUCAAACAUCCAUUAUGAACUUUCAUGACAACUUCCUAAAUGUAUUGUGUAAAUGUCUAAGAUUAACUGUGAUGUCAACUGUGAAUUCUGUGGGAGGUUCCUAAUAAAGGUACUGUAAAAACACACUAGUUUGAAUUUUAUUUCUACAUCUAUAAGACAAAAUGUGUGUGAGUAAAAUAAUUUAAUUCAUCCCUGAGCUAAUAAAGGAUUUAUUUUAAGAACAAGACAAUCAACAUUCUUAUUAUAAAAAAAAGUUUGUGAAGUGAUCAUAAAAUAGACUAUUAAACACACUAUUUGCAAAUACUUCGAAAUUGAGAUGUACUAAGUUCUCAUUACAAUCUAAAUUAGGAUUAUUUUAUGAUAAUCAAACACUUCUGUAGACAUAUGCUAAUUUAUAAGUGUGCCCCAAAUUAAUUAUUAAUUUAAUAGAAAUAGUUGUAAUUUAAUACCUGUAAAUCACACUUCUUAACAAUAACAGAGGUAGCUCUGGCUGUGUGAAUAUACUAAAUAAUAGUUUAUAAUAUUUUAUCAUUUUUACCAUUGUCAGUGUAUUCGUCGAAAUAAUACAAUUUAAUGGGA